Glarea lozoyensis ATCC 20868 is the source of this 564-nucleotide messenger RNA. RefSeq names its product P-loop containing nucleoside triphosphate hydrolase. Gene Ontology annotation, cellular component: cytoplasm. Gene Ontology annotation, biological process: intracellular protein transport; vesicle-mediated transport. The record is from RefSeq and is a predicted model, not a curated record. Lineage: Eukaryota; Fungi; Ascomycota; Leotiomycetes; Helotiales; Helotiaceae. Gene Ontology annotation, molecular function: GTPase activity; GTP binding. The coding region runs from base 1 to 564 and encodes 187 amino acids. The transcript has 4 exons.
AUGGGGGGUCAAAUCUCUAAGAUGAUGGGCAAGAUCUUCGGAUCAAAGGAAAUGCGAUUGCUCAUGCUAGGACUAGACGCCGCGGGCAAGACGACGAUAUUAUAUAAACUCAAGCUGAACCAGGACGUCACGACGAUUCCGACGGUGGGCUUUAACGUUGAGACGGUCACGUAUAAGAAUGUUAAGUUUAAUGUGUGGGAUGUUGGGGGACAGGAUAAGAUUCGGCCGUUGUGGAGGCAUUAUUUUAGUGGUACUCAGGGAUUGAUUUUUGUUAUUGAUUCGAGUGAUAAGGCGAGGAUAGAUGAGGCGAGGUCGGAAUUACAUCGUAUUAUCAACGAUCGGGAAAUGAAGGAGUCGCUGUUACUUGUGUUCGCGAAUAAGCAGGAUAUUCCAGGAGCAAUGAAACCACAGGAAGUUACGGAUGCGCUGAAGCUCACGCAGUUGAAAGAUAAGAUCUGGUUCGUAGUACCAAGUUGCGCGACAACGGGAGAAGGGUUAUUAGAAGGAUUGGCAUGGCUCUCAAAUAACGUCAAAUCACCACCCCAAGGCGCUGCGAAGAAGUAG